Messenger RNA from Sinocyclocheilus anshuiensis, 2075 nucleotides. Its product is annotated as eukaryotic translation initiation factor 4B-like. NCBI's taxonomy places the organism in Eukaryota, Metazoa, Chordata, Actinopteri, Cypriniformes, Cyprinidae. Gene Ontology annotation, molecular function: RNA binding. The transcript is spliced from 15 exons. The record is from RefSeq and is a predicted model, not a curated record. The coding region runs from base 111 to 1937 and encodes 608 amino acids.
AGAUGCUCUCAUGCUUGUGAGUGAGGGUGUGAUGCCUGCCUGCCUGCCCCCGUGACAAAUCCCUGACGCCUUCAUCCGGGACUCUUCCACCAGACCACUCACUCUCCAACAUGGCGGCGUCAGCUAAGAAGAAUAAGAAGAAGGGCAAGACCCUGACCCUGAAUGACUUCCUUGCGAAUGAUAGCAGUGGCAGUGUACCCCCCAGUUACCCCAGCACAAAGACCGCCAACUGGGCAGACGAGACCGAUGACUUGGAUGCAGAUGUCUCAACUUCCUGGCAUACUGUGGAGGAUACGUAUCGAGCUCCUCCCAUCGACCGCUCCAUCCUGCCAACUGCACCUCGUGCAGCACGGGAACCAAACAUUGACCGCUCUCGGCUGCCACGCAGCCCACCCUACACUGCCUUCCUCGGUAACCUUCCCUAUGAUGUCAGCGAGGAAUCCAUCAAAGACUUCUUCAGGGGCCUUGCGAUCAGUGCAGUACGUUUGCCACGGGAGCCUAAUAACCCAGAGAGGCUUAAGGGUUUUGGUUAUGCAGAAUUUGAUGAUGUUGAAUCCUUCUUGCGCGCGCUCAGUCUAAAUGAGGAGAAUCUUGGGAACAGACGGAUCCGGGUGGAUAUCGCAGAUCAAUCCAAUGACAAAGAGAGGGACAGUGGGACAAUGAUGGGGCGAGACAGGGAUAGAGGUCGUGGGAUGGACUUUGGCCCUGAUAAGACCGAUUCUGAUUGGAGGGCACGGCCAAGUGGGGACCAGGAUGAUGGACCACGCAAAGACGAUGGAUACGGUGACAGGUCACGUGACCGCUAUGAGUCAGACCGAUUCAGAGAUGCUCCAAGACGUGAUGAUCGUUAUGACAGCGGUCGAGAUCGCUUCAGUGGUAGAGAACGCUACGAUGACAGAGGUAGCAGAGACUAUGAUCGUGGAGGUUAUGACUCACGUGGUGGUGGAGGACGACGAGGAUUCAGCAGUGGCUUCAGGCGAGACUAUGAUGACCAGCGAGAUGGAGAUCGAGAAGAGCGUUUAGACAGGAGGGAUGAUGGACGAGAAGAGAAGGGCCCUCCACAGAGGCCCAAGUUAAACCUGAAGCCACGGAGCAUCCCAAAAGAGGAGGAACAGAGCGGAAGCUUGUCUCCGCAGAGUAACACUGCUAAUUCCAGCAGGGCUUCCUCUAUAUUUGGAGCAGCCAAACCUGUGGACACAGCCGCCAAGGAGAGAGAGGUGGAGGAGAGGCUGAAGAAAGAACAAGAACGACUCCAGAAACAAUUGGAAGAGGACAAGAACAGGGCCUCGGAGAGACGACCACGAGACCGAGACUCGAGUUGGAGAAAUGAAGAGCCAUCUAAAGAGUGUCGACGCACAGGAAGUGAAUCCUCGCAACCUAAAGGAUCUAGGAGUCAAGAUGGUGAACAUUCAGAGAAUGAAGUCUUCAGUGGACAAGAGGAUGAGCCGAUCUCUCCUGCAUGUCCAUCACCCUCUUCCAAUCAGGGAGGGCUUCCACUGAAAGUAAUGCCAGCUCCUCCACCUAAAGAGAACGCCUGGGCCAAACGCAGCACAGGGGGUGGUGCUAAUGAGAAGGAAGGACCACCCUCAGCUGCCCCUAGCAACAAAAGCGCUCUUAAACCCAACAGGUCAGCUGAAGAGAGAGUAUUGGGUAAAGAUGAAAACCGGGUUGAUGGCGUUCGAAGGGAUAAAGUUGUGCCUCAGGGAGGAGGAGGAGGAGUUGGGAGAGGAGGGGGUCUGGGAAGAGGAGUUGACUGCUCAAACAAAGACAAACAGAGAGAAACUGCAGACAGGAAGGAGGUCAUACGGGAACGAGAUCCUAGAAUAGCCUCAGAACCAAAGAAAUAUGAAGAGAGCGCUCCUCCUCAAUUCAGCUCCGCAAGUAAGUAUGCUGCCCUACUAAUGGAUGGAGACCAGGGAGAAGAUGGAGAGGAAUGAACAAUUAGCAAGGAUCAACUAACUUCAGAAACACAGAACAGAAGAAAAGAGCAACUGAAUGAUCAAAUGAGGGGUUCAAUUAGAGUUUCCUCAUGAUGAGGGUGUGGUGUAGCUUAAGGGAUGAUGGCCAAGGUACCC